AUGCAGCUGCUCGAUCGGCUCACUGCUGUCGUGAUGGCUGCGCUCGACAGACUGAUGAACAGGCUCGGCGACAUCCUCGACCCAGUCAUCCGCUGGUGUGGCCCGCUGAUGGUUGCGCUUGCUGCCGCGCUCAUUGUGACGAUUCCGUCGGGGUACACCUGGGUCAUUGCGCCAAACACGGUGCUCAAGUUCAGCCAAACAACCCACGACAACGACGACUUCUUCUGGUCGGCGUGGCUCGGGUGGCUCGCGCACUGGCUGCUGCUGCUCUGGGCAAUGCCAAACCUCGUCUUCAACUUUGCCAUGAGCGUCGGAGUCUCGCCCGGUCGCGUCUCGGCAGUCGCCAUGUCAUCGUCGGCAUCGUCGGCAUCGUCGUACAUUGCGCAGACAGACCUCAAUUCGUCCGCCACUGCUUGCGUCGGACACCACAAUCACGUGUACUUUGUGCUGUUUCUGGCGUAUGUGACGAUUGCCUGCAGCUACAUUUGCGCGGCAUCGUCUGGACCGUUUAUGGUCUGCUUUGAUUCACCGAACCCGCCCGAAUACCCUGAUAAUGCUCGAGGUAUCGUCCUGUACACCUUCUCGGCGUCGUUCGCCGUCGCGGUUGCUGUGGGGGCGCUGUUUGUUUGGCAGUUAUACUUGGUUUCGACCGCGCAAACAACGAUCGAGUACCAUCGGAACAACGACCUUCGAGCCGAAUUGAAGCGCAUGGGCAAGGUGAAGAGAUACCACCCGACGCAAUGA
This is a messenger RNA of Capsaspora owczarzaki ATCC 30864, 744 nucleotides long. RefSeq lists its product as hypothetical. The record is from RefSeq and is a predicted model, not a curated record. Gene Ontology annotation, molecular function: palmitoyltransferase activity. NCBI's taxonomy places the organism in Eukaryota, Filasterea, Ministeriida, Capsasporidae. Bases 1 to 744 code for a protein of 247 amino acids. The transcript is spliced from 3 exons.